Molecule: messenger RNA, 1095 nt
Organism: Prunus armeniaca (apricot)
Lineage: Eukaryota; Viridiplantae; Streptophyta; Magnoliopsida; Rosales; Rosaceae
Source: the annotation of a GenBank genome assembly
AUGUCAGCAGAACAAGAACAUCCCAAGAAGGCCUUUGGAUGGGCCGCCAGAGAUUCAUCUGGUGUUCUCUCUCUUUUCAAUUUCUCAAGAAGGGAAACGGGAGAGAAAGACGUGACAUUCAAAGUCGCAUACUGUGGGAUAUGUCAUUCCGACCUUCACCUAAUCAAGAAUGAAUUGGAGUCCACUGAAUGGGGUGCUCCCACCUAUCCUCUCGUUCCUGGGCAUGAGAUUGUUGGUGUCGUGACAGAGGUAGGGAGCAAAGUAGAAAAAUUCAAAGUUGGAGACAAGGUUGGUGUUGGAUGCAUGGUGGGAUCUUGCCAUUCUUGUGAUAAUUGUGCAAACAACCUUGAGAACUACUGCCCCAGAUGGAUACCCACCUUUGGUGGCAAGUACCAUGACGGAACGACUACGUAUGGAGGCUACUCAGAUAUCAUGGUGGCUGAUGAGCACUUCGUUGUCAAUAUUCCAGAUAACCUACCUCUUGAUGGAGCUGCUCCUCUUCUAUGCGCUGGGAUUACAACUUACAGCCCUUUGAGAUAUUUCGGACUUGACAAACCCGGUAUGCAUGUAGGUGUUGCUGGCCUUGGUGGUCUAGGCCAUGUGGCUGUGAAAUUUGCCAAGGCUAUGGGGGUUAAGGUUACGGUGAUCAGCACCUCCCCGGGAAAGGAGGAGGAAGCUAUUAAACAUCUUCAUGCUGACUCGUUUUUGGUCAGUCGUGAUGAAGAUCAGAUGCAGGCUGCCAUGGGCACGAUGGAUGGUAUUAUUGAUACAGUCUCUGCAAACCAUCCUCUCUUACCUUACAUUGAUUUGUUGAAGUCUCAUGGAAAGCUUGUUAUGGUUGGUGUACCGGAUAAGCGUCCCGAGCUUCCGGUUUUUCCUCUGCUGAUGGGAAGGAAGAUAGUAGCUGGUAGUUGCACUGGUGGUAUGAAGGAGACACAAGAGAUGAUUGAUUUUGCGGCCAAGCACAACGUUACAGCUGACAUUGAAGUUAUCCCCAUUGAUUAUGUGAACACUGCAAUGGAGCGUCUUGCUAAAACAGACGUUAGAUAUCGCUUUGUCAUUGACAUUGGAAACACAUUGAAGCCUAGCUCUUAA